Branchiostoma belcheri (Belcher's lancelet) is the source of this 1226-nucleotide messenger RNA. RefSeq names its product coiled-coil domain-containing protein 89-like. The transcript has 8 exons. Lineage: Eukaryota; Metazoa; Chordata; Leptocardii; Amphioxiformes; Branchiostomatidae. The record is from RefSeq and is a predicted model, not a curated record. Bases 46 to 1179 code for a protein of 377 amino acids.
GGGGGAUGAUGGGAUAUAUUUUUCCAUCAACAAGUGGUUUUCAAAAUGGCUUCCUCGAUGAGAACGCCGAGGGACCUGAAAGUUAUGAUCGAACAAAGCCACCAGGAAUGGGGCACAUCUUACAAACUCACAUGGGAACAGAUAGGAGAUGGAGAGACUGCUCCUCCCCUUACUUCCUCCAGCUCCCCUUCUGUGGCCAACUCUGACAAAAAGAGCAAAAACAAUGAAAUUGUUCAAAACCUCCUCGGUUACGCGAAUGCCGACAUGUCUGAGAACGCCAUGUUGCGCUCACGCAUCGACGAGCAGUCGGAGCUCAUCUGUAUCCUGAAACGGCGUUCUGACGAGCACCUUGCGAGCGCCCAGACGCUGGAGAGAGUGAACGCAGAGCUGAGAAAGUUCCGGGAAGAAGCGGAGGAACAGUUAGAGCAGGAGGUGAGGAAGUUCAACAUUCUGGACGAACGGUUUCACGAGCUGGCCUCCAACCAUGAAGAAAUGAUAAAGUUCAAGGACGAGUACAAACGACAGAACGAGAAACUGAGGAAAGAGAAUGAAAGACUGCGGGAUGAAAAUGCAAGGUUGUUCAACGAGGCAUUGGAGGAAAGAGACCAGAGGAUAGCAGCUCUGGAGGAACAGGUGGCAAGUCUGAACAGACAGAGAGGCAAAAUGGAGGAGAAAUGCAACUCCCUAACACAAGAACUCCAGCAACAGGAACAAGCACACAACAACAGACUGUCAGCUCUGGAGAAACAACUCAGACAAGCACAGGCCAAAAUCAAUGAACUUCAGUCAGAGCUCUCUUCAGUGAAGCAGGACAGACAGACUAUGAGUAAAGAAGUGGAGGAAAGACUUAAAGCCUUGAGUAAGGAGAGAGAUGAACUACUGGAUCUCUCCAUGCAGAGGGGGAAAAUCAUACAGGAAAAGCAAAAGGAGGCUGAAAAGUUCCAGCAGAAAAUAGAUGAAGCGGAAAAGGCAAAACAGGCAGCACUUGCCAGAUUUGAGAGAGAGGCUGCUGCCGUUGAUGCCAACCUUCAGGUGCAAAAGUUGAGGCAGGAGCUGGCAGAGGCACAGGAUAGGGUGGAGACCAUGGUUAAAGAGUUUGAUGCCUACAAGAAGCACACCAACAGUCUUCUGACCAAAGAGAAGGAGCUGAAUGCCAGACUAAGGCACCUGGUGGGAUAGCAUGCUGGAACAUACUGUGUGAGAAAAAAAAAAUAUGCCGCCAGAGG